Molecule: messenger RNA, 546 nt
Organism: Fusarium proliferatum ET1
Lineage: Eukaryota; Fungi; Ascomycota; Sordariomycetes; Hypocreales; Nectriaceae
Exons: 3
Coding region: 1-546 (181 amino acids)
Source: RefSeq, a predicted model, not a curated record
AUGGCGUCAAGUGCUGCAGGAUCAGAGAGCAAGCCUACAGACGAACCUCAUCUUGCAUUGGUUGAUGGUAAAAUUCCAUAUCACGAUGCUGUCGUUUCUUGGGAUUUGCCUGAAGUCAAGUUGCUAGGAGAGGACCAAUACGCGGAUUUCGACUUCCAAUCAGUCACUCAUGUGGUCCUACAAGUGUCAGAUGCUCGACAGCGCCAAGUGUUUGCACAAAUUGGGAUUAAGCAUGAUUAUAACUAUCCAUACCCGUUCUGGUUCUUCCUCGGGAAGAUGGUGUCGCAAGCCCUAUUUGAGAAAGAAACUUCGCUAGACAUAUUGAGCUUUACAAGGGUGAAUGACCGCGAAUUUGUCGGUUUCGAGAACAAAGAUUUUCACAAGGACAAUAGCAGUAAUGGUAUCAAAGUUAUUGAAGUGAAUCUCAAGAGGCCGCACCCCAAUGAACCCGUUGAGAUCUUUUGGAGGCCUGCAAGGGGCAUUAUUGUCCAAAGGCUUCGGGAAUGGCUACAGGAGGCCGCUCCUGCGCGGGCUCCCGCUCCUUGA